Molecule: messenger RNA, 521 nt
Organism: Marmota flaviventris (yellow-bellied marmot)
Lineage: Eukaryota; Metazoa; Chordata; Mammalia; Rodentia; Sciuridae
Source: RefSeq, a predicted model, not a curated record
AUGUUGGCUACCAGGGUCUUUAGCCUAAUCAGCAAGGGAGCCAUUUCCACCUCUAUGUGUGCGCGAGCACGUGAGAGCGUGGUGAAGAGCGAUGACUUUGCUUUCCCCAGGUAUGUCAACCGGCGCGACUACCCAUUGCCUGACGUGGCCCAUGUCAGGCAGCUGUCCCCCAGCCAGAAGGCCCUGAAGGAGAAGGAGAACGCCUCCUGUAGCAACCUGACCAGGGAUGAGAAAGUUGAGUUGUAUCCUAUUCAGUUCAAUGAGAGCUUUGCUGAGAUGAACAGGGUCACCAACGAGUGGAAGACUGGGGUGGGCGCAGCCCUGUUCUUCAUUGGCUUCACCACCCUUGUUCUGAUCUGGGAGAAGCACUAUGUGUUCGGCCCCAUCCCGCACAUCUUUGAUGAAGAGUGGGUGGCCAUGCAGACCAAGAGGAUACUGGACAUGAAGGUCAGCCCCAUCCAGGGCUUCUCCGACAAGUGGGACUAUGACAAGAAUGAGUGAAAGAAGUGAGAGCCCGCUGC